This is a messenger RNA of Dipodomys ordii (Ord's kangaroo rat), 2831 nucleotides long. It is a transcript of the gene Tatdn2, whose product is annotated as TatD DNase domain containing 2. The record is from RefSeq and is a predicted model, not a curated record. The transcript is spliced from 7 exons. The coding region runs from base 1 to 2373 and encodes 790 amino acids. NCBI's taxonomy places the organism in Eukaryota, Metazoa, Chordata, Mammalia, Rodentia, Heteromyidae. Gene Ontology annotation, molecular function: hydrolase activity, acting on ester bonds.
AUGGCCCUGGACCACCAUUGGAAAGACAAGUUGUUCAGUCAGUGCUCCGCGCGCCGCCGAAGUUCCUCGUCCUCCGGCUCCUCCCAGUCCUCGGGCCCGAGUGUAGGCGGGGCCGCCUCCCCGGGCUGCCUGAGUCGGAGCCCCCGCGGGUUCCUGUCGGCCUGGGGAGCCCCGCUGCCCGCCAGCCCCUCGCUAGAAGAAAUGGCUUCCCGCGAGGAGGAACCCUGCAGCCUUAAGAUUGAUUCCAAAGAUAGUUCUCGUAACUCCAUGAACUCUGAGUGUGCAGCUGAAGCUGAGAGUCAGAAUGAUAGUGUGGAGGACCCAGACAAGGUCCAGAAAAGAAGGAGGGACAGGCUUCGAGACCAGGGCUCCACAAUGAUCUACCUGAAAGCCAUCCAGGGUAUCCUGGGCAAGUCAGUGCCCAAGAGGAAGGGAGAGGCUGCCACCACGAGGGUGAAGCCAAGCUCUGGAGAGCAUCCCAGCAGAGAAAGACCAGCCAGGAGCGUCGAAGGACCGGCCAGAGGCCUGGAAGGACCGGCCAGGAACCUGGAAAGAUCAGCGAAGAGCCUAAAAGGACCAUCCAGGAACCUGGAAGGACCGGCCAAAAGUGGGGAUGGACCAUCCAGGAACCUGGAAGGGCUGGCCAGAAAUGGGGAUGGACCGGCCAGCAGAGGGGAUGGACCGGCCAGCAGAGGGGAUGGACCGGCCAGCAGAGGGGAUGGACCGGCCAGCAGAGGGGAUGGACCGGCCAGGAGCCUGGAAGGACUGGUCAGGAACAUUGAAGGACCGGCCAGGAGUGUCCCAGUCACUGCUCCUUCCAAAGAAGAGUCCUCUCCAGAGGUCAGGUCAGGAGAGACGCGUGUGCUUGACAGCAGCGACUUUCCUGACAGUAGAGUGGUUGUAGACCCUGGGGAGCAACCAGCUAAGGAGCUGCUUGGUGACCAGACAACAAUCAUUGACAAACCCCUGGCACCUCUAGAAUUUCGUGAUGACUCUGACUCUCAUGUAGAUACCGAAAAGCAGGAAGACAGGGAGGCGGUGCUUGAGCAUCCGUCUUCAGGAAGUGACUGGUCCGAUGUGGAUGAGCUGACCACCGUGAGAUUCUCUCAGGAAGAACCCCCUUCAGCCAGAUGCUCCUCAGCAGUUCCGGAACCUUCUUCCUUCCCCACGGACUACGUUAUGUACCCUCCUCAUCUGUACAGUAGCCCCUGGUGUGACUACGCCAGCUACUGGACCAGUGGCCCCAAGACGCCUGGGACUGCUGGCUACCCUUCCGUGGGCAGCAGCGGCCACGACGUGACACAGGCUGACAAGAGCCACGGGAGCGUGGGGCGUGCUGCUUCCCCACGGCCCCCACGGAGCUCCCCGAGCGCCGCCAGAGCCCCGCAGGACACCCACGAGGGCCACUCCCAGAACGCCCGUGGGCUUCGCUUCUCCAGAAGCUCGGAGGAAGGGGAGGUGAAGGAGAGAAGGACAUUCCGCGAGGAGACGCCCCCUCGGCCCUGUGGGGGACGACUCCCGUCUACUUCAGCUCCAAGGAGCCACCGGGAGCCGAGUCUGGAGGAGGGCUUCAUUGACACCCACUGCCACCUGGACAUGCUCUACUCCAAGCUGUCCUUCAGAGGGACCUUCACAAAGUUCCGGAAGACGUACAGCAGCUCCUUCCCCAGGGAGUUUCAGGGCUGCAUCUCUGACUUCUGCGACCCUCGGACGCUGACGGACGGCUUGUGGGAGGAGCUCCUGAAAGAGGACCUGGUGUGGGGAGCCUUUGGCUGCCACCCUCAUUUCGCGCGGUACUACAGUGAGAAUCAAGAGAGAAACAUUUUGCAAGCCUUAAGGCACCCCAAGGCGGUGGCUUUUGGGGAAAUGGGCCUGGAUUACUCCUACAAAUGUACCACGCCCGUCCCAGAGCAGCACAAGGUGUUUGAGAGACAGCUGCAACUGGCUGUGUCUCUGAAGAAACCCCUGGUCAUCCAUUGCCGAGAAGCUGAUGAAGAUCUGCUGGACAUCAUGAAAAAAUUUGUGCCCUCUGACUACAAAAUCCAUAGGCACUGCUUCACUGGCAGCUAUCCGGUCAUCGAGCCGCUGCUGAAGCACUUCCCUAACAUGUCCGUGGGCUUCACGGCCGUCCUCACCUACGCCUCUGCCUGGGAGGCCCGCGACGCUGUGAAGCGCAUCCCGCUGGAGAGGAUCAUUGUGGAGACGGAUGCCCCCUACUUCCUGCCCCGCCAGGUUCCCAGAAGCCUUUGCCAGUAUGCCCACCCAGGCCUGGCCUUGCACACGGUCCGGGAGAUCGCCAGGGUGAAGGAGAAGCCGCUGUCGCGCACGCUGGCCAUCCUGCGGGAGAACACCAGCCGCCUGUACAGUCUCUGAGCAGGUGUCCCGGGCACGAGGCACGGAUGCGCCAGGCGCACAAGCAGGCCUGCGCACGCCACGGCCACGACGCACGCCUGGGGCGGCGAGGCCGGGUCCGUGUCAAGCGAACCUGGCUCAGCACCUUCUCUUCUCUUCCAAACCCUCCAGGGCAACCAGCAGCUGACAGCGCGGGCUGGGUCGGAGGGCAAGGAUGCAUCUGGAGCCUGUCAGGACAGAGCCACAGGAGCCUCGCGCCAGGCUUCAGCGUUGUGCUGGUGGGUGGGUGUGCUAGCGUGGCCGUGGGAGGGGACACAGCUCUUGAAGAGCACCAGGAUUUACCCUGCUGGGCACAGCAGUCCAUCCAGGGCACCUGCCAAUAAGGGUGCCGUGGAAGGGGAUGCCGAGUUGGCCAGACUGAACCCCUGCUCCAGCUGUGUGAGCGAGCGGUGUGAAUAAAGUCCCCUCUGCUGUGAUGA